Molecule: messenger RNA, 1396 nt
Organism: Brassica napus (rape)
Lineage: Eukaryota; Viridiplantae; Streptophyta; Magnoliopsida; Brassicales; Brassicaceae
Product: sister chromatid cohesion protein PDS5 homolog C-like
Exons: 6
Coding region: 115-1146 (343 amino acids)
Biological process (GO): DNA repair; mitotic sister chromatid cohesion
Cellular component (GO): chromatin; nucleus
Source: RefSeq, a predicted model, not a curated record
UUCUGCUAGUAAUGCCAAGCCUAGUGUUCCUCCUACAAAGAGAAGCACCUCUGAGAUAAAAGCAACGAAGCAGUCAGAGAGACCCAUUUCUUUGGGUGAUAACAAAAAGGUAAGAUGUUCCCUGACCUGUAUCUGAGUAAUUUACAUGGCUGUCUUCCCUGUCCUUGUGCUGUUUACGAGUGUACUUUAAUUGUGUUUCAGACAAUCGUUUCCUCUGGAAAGUCAGUCUCAAAGUCAAAGACAGAAGUGAAGCAGCAACCAUCAGAGAAAACUCUUGCUAAUACAAACGCAAAGAGAAAACACAGUCUAGACACAGAGAAAGCAUUUGAUGACCGAAAGUAUGAUAAAACUUUAGUUGGAUCAAGAAUCAGAGUCUGGUGGCCACUUGAUAAGAUGUAUUAUAGAGGUGAAGUUACUUCAUAUGAUCCUUCCAGAAAGAGACAUAUGGUUGUCUAUGAGGAUGGAGAUCAAGAAACUUUAGACUUAAAAAAUCAUAACUGGUAUCUUGUGGAGGCAUCAAAAUCGUCAAAGCACAAGGAUAAACAGAAGGCCGCAGAAGUUUCCAACCGUGAGCAAACUGGUGCACCUAAGAGGAGGCUGAACCUCUCACUUCCUCCUGACGAGGAUCCUGCAGAAGCUGAGACUCAGGCACGCAAGCGAGCUCGAGUCCAAAGCCACAGCCUCCAUAAAUCUCAUGGUGAGAUGGAGAAGCCCACUGCAGAAGGAGAACCCUCUUGCCACCAUCGCAAAUCUGGUUCUGAGCUUGGACACUCUCAAACUUGCUCUAUCACACAUCAGUUGGGUAAGGUCAAACAGAGCAUCACAGACACGAUAACCAGUGUAAGAAAGUUUGGCUCUGAGGUCGAAACAAAGGAACAGACUAUUGUUGACAUGUUAACCAGUGUGAGACAGUUUGGCUCUCAGCUGGAAACAAAGGAACAGAGCAUUGUUGACAUGUUAGCCAGUGUAAAACAGUUUCGCUCUGAGCUCGAGACAAAGGAACAGAGAAUUGUAGACACUUUAAACAGUGUACAACAGUUCAGAUCUGAGAUCAAGAAAAAGGAAGAUAACCUAGUAGCUUCGCUGCAUGAAGUUGACGUGUUAGGGGAGAAGAUAUCUGGAAUCAACAAAAUCCUCAACUCAUAAUCAAGUUUAGGGUCAAGAAAUGGGAUCAGAGACUUUUGCAAACCCAUUUUGUUCAACGAUGGAGUUUAAGUAGUUGACCAAAGAAAAAAUCUUUUGUGUAGCAUUCUCUCUAGAGACAUUUUAAUUUUGGAAUUCUCGUCUAAAAUAUGCAAACUAAACAGUGACAUUAUGGUUCAGCGUAUGCUCUAGUUCGGGGUUGAACUUUGUGUUGUAUAUCCUUUCUUCUCAGCACCGUCUUGGUUCUCUGCUA